Molecule: messenger RNA, 2427 nt
Organism: Scophthalmus maximus (turbot)
Lineage: Eukaryota; Metazoa; Chordata; Actinopteri; Pleuronectiformes; Scophthalmidae
Gene: tbpl1
Product: TBP-like 1
Exons: 8
Coding region: 393-956 (187 amino acids)
Biological process (GO): DNA-templated transcription initiation
Molecular function (GO): general transcription initiation factor activity; DNA binding
Source: RefSeq, a predicted model, not a curated record
UCACGAGGUCACUUGAGUUUUAUUUUGAAAAAGCCAAUAAGCGGAAGUGGAAUGCCUUGCGAGUGCCCGUGGAGGAAGAGGGUUGUCCACAACAUUUCCCCGUCAAGUGGUUGGCUUGUGUUUUGGGGGACACAGCGGAGAGCUAGCUGGAGAGAUGUCUGCGUGAUUCCCGUUCUGAGCCCCGCUCACAAAGAUCUCAAGUAGAGAGGGACCCUCAUAGUUGGAGAAACCAGAAGAACUGGUGCUGCAAUUUAACACCUUUAUGCAGAUUUACUUGAGUCUUGUCUCCUUGUGCGACCGUCCAUGAAACGGUGGUGAUGGUGAUGUUGAUGAAGAUGAACGUGUGAGGAGAAAGCCCCCCGUGGUAACCUUGCUGCGCCGCACACUUCCUCAUGGAUUCCAGCAACGAUGAGGCACUUGACAUCAUUAUCACCAACGUGGUCGCGACCUUCAGGACCAGGUGCCACCUCAACUUGCGCACCAUCGCCCUAGAGGGAAUCAACGUCAUCUAUAAGCCGGAUAUGGGGAAAGUCCUGAUGAAGCUUCGCAAACCCAAGAUAACGGCCUCAAUUUGGUCGUCGGGGAAAAUCAUCUGCACUGGAGCAACAAGCGAGGAUGACGCUAAAGUGGGUGCCCGCAGGUUAGCACGCACUCUGCAGAAACUGGGCUUCAAGGUUAGGUUUUCAGCCUUCAAAGUGGUGAAUGUGUUGGCAGUGUGCUCCAUGCCCUUUGCAAUCCGCCUCAUCGACUUCACUAAGAAAAACCGACCCAUUGCUAGUUACGAACCAGAGCUCCAUCCGGCUGCCACCUACAGGAUCAAACACAUCAAGGCCACCAUCCAAGUGUUUUCAACGGGCAGCAUCACAGUUACAGGACCCAAUGUGCAAAAUGUUGCCAGUGCCGUGGAGCAAGUCUAUCCUCUCCUGUUUGAGUGUCAGAAACCUCGCUGCAAAUAAAGCAGAGGUGUGUUCAAGAAGAUAGAAGAAGUGAACGAACGAGGAAGCGCCUCACCCGAGGAAAUAGUCGCCUGAUUUUAUCACUACAUGGCAACGCCCAUAAAAUGUCGAACCUGAUCGACAUACCGUAUAUCCUUGAUCUUGGAUUUUUAAGAACUCUCAGCAACCACACUUGGAGUUUUAAAAUCUCCCUCACAAAAAAGUCAGUGUUGUUGUGGAUUCUGUGGCUCUUGUGAUUUUUUUUUUUUAACAGUCUACACAUGCAAAUGUCCUCCAAACUUCAGCAGAGACCACUCCUCCAAUCCUGACUUAAACUGGAGGGGGUGGAAGUAUUCAGCUCUCACUCUUUAUUCGCUCUGGCUGCAUUUGCAUGGACACAGAAAGACCAGCUUUCACCAAUCUAACCAUUUUAAUGCUCAACAGCGGUGAAGAAUCCAUAUUUUAACACUGAGACGCCUCACCAUUAACUCUUCAACAAGUUGUCCAAUUUACCACUUUUUUCUCGAAGAAUCUCCGUCCGUAACUUAUUUGUAGAGACGUGAAAACAAAUACAUGGCAUCGCUGUACUACCCUCACUUUCACCUGAAGAGUCUGGACUAUACUUGUAAAAAUGCUCACAGUGUGCAUUCCUUUCCUUUUCUCCUUCGGUUGUCAGUUCCAUAUAAAUUUGUCUCACUACUGUGGCAUUGGAUGAGAAUGAACACACGGUACAUCACUGUUUUGUUUUGUUUUUCACAUUUCCCAGUAGUUUUAAUCACAAGCUUACUUUGCAAAUAUAUAUAUAUUUUUUCCGGUUCAUUUUGGACAAUGAACAAAAUUAGAUCGAUGUCCUAAAUGUUUGAAGUUGUGAAAGCUUUUAAAAGGGCUUAGAAUAUUUUAAUAUUAAGGUGGUGAGUUGUUGAGCCACAGACCUGCUCUCACAGAGUUCCUGGCUAAUAGGCAAUAGUGGCACUGAGACGAGACCCAACACGUUCUGCUUUCCAAUAGGUGGAGGUGUAAAAGGCUAUGGAAACACUGUCCAGAAUUGGUCCUGGUAGUUAGUCAGGACAGAGGUCAAAAGUAGAAACUCAUUGCGAGAAAAAAGGAUGCGUGAUGUGAAGACAUCAACUCUGUUUUAAUCAUUCAAAGUUUGAUCCGCAGUUAGAACAGUCAAUGUGAUCAUUACUAACGGUGUAUAAAAAACGAUGCCAAACCUUCCAUAGAAUACCCUUCUCUUAAAUGUCAGUAUAAGGAAACGUUUGUGUGUUCACAUGACUGCUAACCCUUGUGCUGGUUCUGACGUCCACAGAGGGAACGUCUGUGUGUGUGUGUGUAAAUAAUAAAUGCAAGUGAUGGGAAAGAUGUUGUCUGAUGUUUGUGGGAUGGUGUACUUUUUUUUGAACCGGUGUCAACUGAAGAUUUGUGACACUUGCUUAGAAUUUUGUAUUUUGUAUAAAUAAAAGGUUCAUGAAAAAAAAAGGACAAAAACUCA